AUGGCGAAAUCCAGAGGUCGUUUAUAUGCCUGUCUGUGCUUGGCCGCAGUGCUGGUGUCUUUCUUGGUGGGAUUGCUAGCAGGCUGGUUUAUAAACAAGCCUCUCCGAGAAACACCCACGUCCCAUCAAAGUGUGCGCCAGGAACUGGUAUCCGAAAUGAACGCUGAAAACAUUAAAUCGUUCCUCCGUUCCUUUUCAAAGGUACCCCACCUGGCAGGAACAGAACAAAAUUUAUUGCUUGCCAAGAAAAUCCAAACGCAAUGGAAGGAAUUUGGACUAGACUCAGUCAAGUUGGUUCCUUAUGAUGUUCUCUUAUCUUACCCUAAUGAGACAAAUGCCAACUAUAUCGCCAUUGUGGAUGAACAUGGGAAUGAGAUUUUCAAAACGUCAUACCAUGAACAGACACCAGAUGGAUAUGAGAAUGUUACAAAUGUUGUACCACCAUAUAAUGCUUUUUCAGCACAAGGCUCACCAGAGGGAGAACUUAUAUAUGCCAACUAUGCUCGUACGAAAGAUUUUUUCAAAUUACAAAGAGACAUGAACAUUAACUGCACUGGAAAGAUUGUGAUUGCAAGAUAUGGGAAAAUCUUCAGAGGAAAUAAAGUUAAGAAUGCCAUGUUGGCGGGAGCUCUUGGGAUCAUCUUGUACUCAGAUCCGGCUGACUACUCUGCCCCUGGAGCACAGCCCUACCCCAAAGGAUGGAAUCUCCCUGGAACUGGAGUUCAGAGAGGGAAUGUGUUAAAUUUGAAUGGCGCUGGUGACCCACUUACUCCAGGAUAUCCAGCUAAAGAGUACACCUUCAGGCUUGAUGUGGAAGAAGGAGUGGGGAUCCCCAAAAUCCCUGUACAUCCCAUUGGCUAUGAUGAUGCGGAGAAAAUACUACGUUACAUGGGAGGACGGGCUCCACCAGAGGACAGCUGGAAGGGAAGCCUUAAUGUGAAUUACAAUAUUGGGCCUGGCUUUAGAGGGAAUGAUUCAUUCAGGAAGAUUAGAAUGCAUGUUCAUAAUAUCAACAAAAUUACAAGGAUUUACAAUGUAAUUGGAACUAUCAGAGGGUCUUUGGAGCCUGAUAGGUAUGUUAUUGUGGGAGGUCAUCGGGAUGCCUGGGUACUUGGAGGCAUUGACCCCACCAGUGGAGCUGCUGUUUUGCAAGAAGUUGUCCAGAGUUUUGGAAAACUGAUGAGUCGAGGCUGGAGACCUAGAAGAACUAUCAUUUUUGCUAGCUGGGAUGCAGAAGAAUUUGGACUUCUAGGUUCUACAGAAUGGGCAGAGGAAAAUGCAAAAACACUUCAGGAGAGAAGCAUUGCUUAUAUCAACUCAGAUUCAUCUAUAGAAGGCAAUUAUACUCUCAGAGUUGAGUGUUCGCCCCUUCUUUACCAACUGGUGUAUAAACUGACAAAAGAGAUCUCCAGCCCUGAUGAUGGUUUUGAAGGUCAGUCUCUUUAUGAAAGCUGGUUGAAAAAGGACCCUUCACCUGAAAAUGGAAAUGUCCCUAGGAUCAACAAACUGGGCUCUGGGAGUGAUUUUGAAGCUUAUUUCCAGAGACUUGGAAUUACCUCAGGCAGAGCUCGUUACACUAAAAACAGGAAAACAGAUAAAUACAGUAGCUACCCAGUCUACCACACGAUUUAUGACACGUUUGAAUUGGUAGAGAGAUUCUAUGACUCAACCUUUAAGAAACUGCUGUCUGUGGCUCAGUUACGAGGAACACUGGCAUAUGAGCUUGCAGAGUCGAGAAUCAUUCCUUUCAACAUUCAAGACUACGCAAAAGCUUUGGAAAACUAUGCAAAGAAUAUCCACAAUUUAUCCAAGAGGCAUGACAAGCAGUUGCAAGACCAUGGGGUAUCGUUUGAUUCCUUAUUUUCUGCUGUCAGAAACUUCUCAGAGGCUGCUUCAGAUUUUCACAAAAGACUCUCAGAAAUUGAUCUUAAUAACCCUAUUGCAGUGAGAAUCAUGAAUGAUCAACUGAUGCUUCUGGAAAGAGCGUUCAUCGAUCCUCUUGGCUUACCAGGGAGGCCAUUCUAUAGGCACAUCAUCUCUGCUCCAAGUAGCCACAACAAAUAUGCUGGAGAAUCAUUUCCUGGGAUCUAUGAUGCUAUGUUUGAUAUUGAAAAUAAAGCAGACCCUCAUUCUGCAUGGAAAGAAGUAAGGAAACAAAUAUCUAUUGCAGCCUUUGUAGUUCAAGCUGCAGCAGGGACGCUAACGGAAGUGCUGUAGCAAGGUCUCCAACAAGUGGCACUUUACAACAUUGAAAGUGCUCUUGAAAAUUUGAUGACAAAAUUCAUCUUUUUUGGAUAACUCAUAAAGCCAGUGUUUGAAAAUUUUCCUUUUUAUGUCAUCGUUUGAUCUCAGACUUCUUACUGUUUAUCUGCAAAGAGAUUUUUGGCUCUUUAAAAAAUGGAUGAAUAAAUCACCAACUGUUAGUCUAACAUAACACCAAAAUAUUCCAGACGUGGUAGAAAGAAAUGAAAAUACUAAAAUAAAAUAUGGUGAGGAA
This is a messenger RNA of Echinops telfairi (small Madagascar hedgehog), 2497 nucleotides long. RefSeq names its product N-acetylated-alpha-linked acidic dipeptidase 2. Lineage: Eukaryota; Metazoa; Chordata; Mammalia; Afrosoricida; Tenrecidae. The transcript is spliced from 19 exons. Gene Ontology annotation, molecular function: carboxypeptidase activity. The record is from RefSeq and is a predicted model, not a curated record. The coding region runs from base 1 to 2217 and encodes 738 amino acids.